AUGCCUCGUAUAAAAAAAGAGAGUUCAGAUAGUAAAGAAACGCAACAACGAUCAAUAUUUGAAUUUACUCAGAGAAGAGAUCAUAAAACAACAGUUAUUAAACGUGAAGGUGUAUCACAAUCCAGUACAUCUACCACCACAACGGUCAUUGGUAAAUCAGAGACCUAUUCCCAUGAUACAGUAUUAUGUCCUAUAUGCAAUGAGAACAUCAAUCAUUUGGAUAUACGUCAAAGGACAGAUCACGUCGACACAUGUUUAGUACGCGUUACUUUUGUUGAAACUUCGACGUCCACUGUUACAACCAAGAAGGAAAUAUCACCAACAGCAAUAUCUCAAAAUGAACGAUUCAAAUCGAAAUCAUUAUCUUCCCCUGAACUUGAACAGUCGGCAAAGAAGAAGAGAAAACUAGAUCCUAAUGAUCCAAAGGUUAAAUAUGUGAAUGGUGAAACAGAUACCAAUAAAGAACAAAAAACCAUUAAACCCCCAACAAGCAUUAAAGCAACAAGCAAAAAACCAAUACCUGAUCUUAAAAUCAUGGUAUUCCCUGUACUGAAGGAUUAUGUAUCAACUUAUAAAGUUGCAGUUGACGCGUUUAAUUUUGCCCCACAUUCUGAAAUCGACCAAUAUUUUUUGACCCAUUUUCACGCUGAUCAUUAUGGGGGCAUAUCCAAGAAAUGGGCUUAUGAAAGAGUAUUUGGAUUGGAGGAUAUGGAUUAUGAGAAUGACUCCAAAUAUAGAAAAAUAAUAUAUUGCACUGGAAUAACAGGAAGAUUGCUUACAUUGCGGUUCUCGAUUGACCCUAGAUUUAUCAAAGAGUUAGAGCUAGAUACUCGAUAUAAGAUUAAGAGUUACACAGAUGACUUCAUCGAGAAUUUUGGGGUGGAAAGUAAUGAUGAGGAUCCCGGGCUUUAUGUUGUUCCAAUAUGUGCCAACCAUUGUCCAGGAGCAGCCAUUUUCUUGUUUGAAUCUAUUGGAUUAGAUAACCAAAUACAUCGAAUAAUACAUUGUGGUGAUUUUCGUGUCAACAAGGAGAUUUUAGACAAUCCCACUCUACGACAGUUUAGUUUGAAUAAAAAGAACACCAUUGAUGGAGUUUUGAAGAUAGAUCAAGUAUAUCUAGACACCACUUAUAUGUCACCAAAACAUAACCUUCCAAAACAAGAGUUGGUGUGCGAUGUUGUGGCAGAUUUAUUUCAUGACUUAGCACGAGAACAAUCAAACAAAUCCUCUUUGUUUGCCAAUUGGUUUGGAGCUUUGACUCAAUCUAGAAUAACUGAUUUUUGGAGAGCAAAGGCUGGACCAACAAUUAUAAAGAAAAAGAAAUUUUUGAUUGUAAUUGGCACUUAUAUCAUAGGUAAAGAGAAGCUAGCUUUGGCUAUACUGAAACGUCUCAAAUGUAUGAUUUAUGUGCUGAACAUUGGUGCUCGAAGGGAUAAGUAUGAUAUAUUCAAGACAUACCAGGAUCCAUACUUGGAACUGGUACUAUCUGAUAACGAGUUUGGCAAUGAUAAUGAUGACUUUGUUAUUCAUUUAGUCCCCAUGACAAUAGUUGGUACAGUGGAAGAAUUAUCAAAUUAUUUCAAUCACAAUAGAUACUAUGAAAAUUUUGAAAGGUGUAUUGGGCUUUGUCCAACUGGUUGGAGUUUCAAUCAAUACAAACGACCAAAACGUUUUGGCUCCCCACCAAGAAACGAAUUAGAAGAAAUUAUCCAAAUUAUGGAAAACCAAACUUCAUUUAGUUAUGUCGAUGAUAUACUAGCACAAGUACCGAAAACCACUAAAGUUACGAAAGGCAAACCCGAUAUUGGAUUGUACAGACUGUAUGCUAUACCCUAUAGUGAACAUUCUUCCUUUAGAGAAUUGGCAUACUUUGUCACAUUUUUCAACAUCGACAAAGUAAUACCAACAGUGAAUACUGAACGUGAAGAAAGUAACCAGAAAAUGGAGGGACAUAUAGCAAUCUGGGAAUUGGCAAGAAAAUUAAUCACUAACCAAAAAGUCGAACUAGAAAUCGAUCAAGAUUUGGUUGACAGAUUAAAAGAGAUUUCCUUGGAUACAUUUUAA
Messenger RNA from Candida tropicalis MYA-3404, 2064 nucleotides. Its product is annotated as DNA cross-link repair protein PSO2. The record is from RefSeq and is a predicted model, not a curated record. The transcript has a single exon. Lineage: Eukaryota; Fungi; Ascomycota; Pichiomycetes; Serinales; Debaryomycetaceae. Gene Ontology annotation, molecular function: 5'-3' DNA exonuclease activity; damaged DNA binding. The coding region runs from base 1 to 2064 and encodes 687 amino acids. Gene Ontology annotation, biological process: protection from non-homologous end joining at telomere; interstrand cross-link repair; double-strand break repair via nonhomologous end joining.